Messenger RNA from Branchiostoma floridae (Florida lancelet), 670 nucleotides. Its product is annotated as late histone H2A.2.2-like. Gene Ontology annotation, molecular function: DNA binding; protein heterodimerization activity; structural constituent of chromatin. The coding region runs from base 154 to 531 and encodes 125 amino acids. Gene Ontology annotation, cellular component: nucleosome. NCBI's taxonomy places the organism in Eukaryota, Metazoa, Chordata, Leptocardii, Amphioxiformes, Branchiostomatidae. The record is from RefSeq and is a predicted model, not a curated record. The transcript has a single exon.
AUACACUUUCGCUAUUGGCUGAGGACGAAGGAAACUUGUGCUCCUAUUGGUUACAUAAAUUGAGCCCUCGAUCCAAAUGCUUAGUACAAAUAGUUAGAAACCGUUCCACCGGUCUACUUUCGGUUACAAUCGCAAGUAUCAAGAACCUAAACAAUGUCUGGACGUGGUAAGGGAGGCAAGGCCCGUGCGAAGGCAAAGAGCCGUUCAUCCCGUGCAGGGCUUCAGUUCCCUGUCGGCCGUGUGCACCGUUUCCUGCGCAAGGGCAACUAUGCCGAGCGUGUUGGUGCCGGCGCCCCGGUCUACCUGGCCGCCGUGCUGGAGUACCUGACCGCUGAGAUCCUCGAGUUGGCCGGCAACGCUGCCCGUGACAACAAGAAGACCAGGAUUAUCCCCCGUCAUCUUCAGCUGGCCGUCCGCAACGACGAGGAGCUGAACAAGCUUCUGUCCGGCGUGACCAUCGCCCAGGGAGGUGUGCUGCCAAACAUCCACGCCGUGCUCCUGCCAAAGAAGGCUGCUUCCAAAUCCAGCUAAAUUCAUCGCCUGAACCAAGACCCCGGCCCUUUUCAGGGCCACCCACUCACUCCCAAGAGAACUGUUGUUGAUCACGCUCUGAAAUGACCUUUAGAAUGUUGACGGGCUAGGUACAGGUUGCUAAUGCCGGUGUUAAGCU